UUUAGUGCAGAGACAGAGACAGAGAGAGGGAGAGGGAGGGCUGCAUGGCGUGAGGCAGUGCGUGUGCUUGAUGUUUAGGUGAAUCUACAGCCCUCUGCCUCACAACCAUAAAACAGCCUCGCUGAGUGCAUGCACUGUAGUGGCACAGGGACCUUUUUCUCCUUCAGUUUUUUCUUUCCUCUCUCCCUUUUUUCGUUUCAUUCGGCUGCCAGAGUUGUUACAUUUGUUUGUUUCCAUCCACCUCUUUUGUUUUGCUUGCAUCCAUCUCUGCCCAGAAAGGAGGAAGGAGCAUCGGCGUUAGAGGCAUUGUCCUUCCCAUCCUGCUUGCCCAGCCGGUGUUGUGUGCUGAUGCUGUAACCAGUGUGAGGAGCUGAGAAGCCCUGGUUGAUGCAGUGAACUGUUCCACUGGGAUAAACUCAAGCAAAGAAGGUCGCUGGCCAUGGGGAACCUCAUUAAGGUCCUUGGCAAGGAUUUAGAGAACUGUCCGCAUUUUUUCCUGGACUUUGAAAGGGGCUCAUGGGAAACCUCCUGAAAGUGCUGGCUUGCGCCGAACUUGAGCAUGGGCCAAUAGUUUUCCUUGACUUUGAACAUGCCCAGCCCACCGAGGCGGAGACGGCCGUGUGGAACCAGGUCAGCGCUGUCCUGGAGGAGGCUCAUGGGAUCCUCGCCGAGCUCCAGUCCUAUAAUGGCGCGGGGCAGGAAAUACGAGAGGCCAUCCAGAACCCAGGCGAUCUCGCUCUUCAGGAGAAGGCCUGGAAUGCAGUCUGCCCCCUGGUGGCCAAGCUGAAAAGAUUCUAUGAGUUCUCCCUCCGAUUGGAGAACGCCCUGCGCAGCCUGCUGGAGGCGCUAACGAGCCCUCCCUAUGCUCCCAUGCAGCACCUGGAGCGAGAGCAGGCCCUGGCCAAACAGUUUGCGGAGAUCCUUCAUUUUACACUCAGCUUUGAUGAACUAAAGAUGACAAAUCCAGCCAUUCAAAAUGACUUCAGCUACUACAGGAGGACUAUAAGUAGGAACAGGUUGAAUAACCAGCAGCUGGAUGCAGAGAAUGAGGUAAACAACGAGAUGGCCAAUCGGAUGUCCCUGUUCUACGCUGAAGCAACACCGAUGCUGAAGACCUUGAGUAACGCCACCACCAAGUUCGUUUCAGAGAAUAAGACCCUGCCCAUAGAGGACACCACAGACUGCCUCAGCACCAUGGCCUGUGUGUGUCGUGUCAUGCUGGAGACGCCGGAGUACCGCUGCCGGUUCACCAACACAGACACCAUGCUGUUCUGCAUGAGAGUGAUGGUAGGCGUCAUCAUCCUCUACGACCAUGUUCAUCCUGUCGGGGCCUUCGCCAAAACCUCCAAAAUUGAUAUGAAAGGCUGCAUCAAGGUGCUGAAAGAGCAACCGUCCAACAGUGUGGAAGGACUUCUGAACGCACUGAGGUAUACGACACGACAUCUAAACGAUGACAGCACCUCCAAACAAAUCAGAGCCCUGCUGCAAUGAAAGAACACCAGAGGAGAGGGAGAAAUGUUGGAGCGCACUUGAAGAUGGAGGGAAAAAGACGCCAGAGGCUGAAAAUGUUGUUUGUUUACAACGGACGGAGAGAACCAUCUCUGAGUUAGGAGUGACCUGAUUAUAAGAAAAAGAGGAAUUUAAUUAUAUAUAUUAUCAGCUGUCCAUCAUUCUGUCUUUCAUUUUGUAAAGUAAGAAAAGACAAAAAAAAGUCAGAAAUGAAGAUUAUAGAUAUUUAUUUAAAAAAAGGGAAACACAAGCCGCAGAUUAACAGUAGGUAGGAUAACUGAAGAAGCUACAGUAUAUUGGAAAAUUUAAGGUCAGAACCAAAAUAGUUAGAGUUACAUGUUCCCGCUGUAGUCAGACAAGUAUUUUUUGAGAGAUAAUGCCAUGUGUUUUCUCCUGAAAUCCCAAACUUGUUCCUUGAAGCCUUCCCGUUCCUGUGGGAAUCGUGACUUGGCCUCUUCAUAUCCCUCAGCUGCACUGGUUUCCAUAUGCAGGCGAAUGAAGCAAUGUGAUGGAUCCACUCCGGAGAUUUGCUUCUGUCUCUGUCCCUUCUUUCCUCACAUCAGUGCCGCUGUGGGGUAUAGGAUGAAAAGACCUCCAUUUUUUCCCUCCGAUUGAUUCCCAUCCAUUUCAUCCAUCCAUUUGAUUUGUAGUUUUCCUUGGGCACCAAAUAAAAAACAUCCACCCAAUUAAUGUGCUCUGGAGCUGAACACUUUGCAGUACAAAAAGCUUUGUGAGCUGUCCGGCUUUACUUGAAAAUCUUUAUAUCUGCAUUUUUCUCUACAUGGUGCUAAUGUUGCUCAGAUAUCCUAGCGCUAGCUUCUUAGAGAUAUCCCCUGGCUAAAAAAACGAGACCAAAAGGAAAAGAUGUUUCAUUAUCCAGCAUUAUGUUGAUCCAGCUGAUAUGUUGGAUAGAAACACUGCAAGAAAAUCAGACCUGCUCUCCGAUUAAUUCUUCUCUCAACCUAGUGCUAAAGAAAGCAAAUCCUAGACGAAUCAUGAGAAUCUACAGCACACCUCUUCACCUAGUGCCAAAUUCUAACUCGUUUACACUUUUAUUACAUCAUCAAACAGGCUACAGGGGAGUUUGGUAGUCCUGACAGAUCACUGAGCAUCUUCAAUACAAGAAGAAAUGAUAGGGAAAGAUCAGGCGUUUUAGGAGAGAUCUGAGCAUUCCAGUGUAAAUAAGCGAGUCUUCUCUUGUUUGAAAUCUACACGCUUCGUUUGGAUUCUCAGCCAACAUUCCCACCUCCACCCAACUAGAGUUGUUUCUUUUAGUAUGAGCCCGAGGACGCCAUUCAGCCAGUUAGAAAGGAAACCUGAAAAAAAGGAGCUUAAGAAGUGUUGUAUUUUGGAUGUCGAUAGACCUUUGUCUGAUUUAAUUUAUAAUAUAUUUUCUAUACAGGGAUGUGUGCCCGAGUGCAUCCUGUAAUACAUAUAUAGAUGGCAUGUUGUAAAAGUUCUAACAAGAGUGUGUAAAUAAGGUGUUUCUAUUCAUUUUUAAUUGUUCAGUGAUGCUGGAUUCGGGUAUGUGUUGUCUCUCAGAAUAACCAUGCGUUUGGCUUGGACCAUCAGACUUGCCGUAGUCAUAGGUUUCAGAAAUUCAGCUUCAUUAAGGCAAAUGAACCAGAGGGAGGGAAGGGGCUCUCCAUUUGCUUGUUCUUUUGUAUAUUUUGUGCAACAAUAAACUUCUCAUUUAUUACAUUCAAA
Messenger RNA from Girardinichthys multiradiatus, 3216 nucleotides. It is a transcript of the gene fam49al, whose product is annotated as family with sequence similarity 49 member A, like. The coding region runs from base 517 to 1491 and encodes 324 amino acids. The transcript has 13 exons. Gene Ontology annotation, biological process: regulation of actin filament polymerization. Gene Ontology annotation, molecular function: small GTPase binding. The record is from RefSeq and is a predicted model, not a curated record. NCBI's taxonomy places the organism in Eukaryota, Metazoa, Chordata, Actinopteri, Cyprinodontiformes, Goodeidae.